Neodiprion fabricii is the source of this 2175-nucleotide messenger RNA. RefSeq lists its product as uncharacterized. Lineage: Eukaryota; Metazoa; Arthropoda; Insecta; Hymenoptera; Diprionidae. The coding region runs from base 320 to 1360 and encodes 346 amino acids. The transcript has 6 exons. The record is from RefSeq and is a predicted model, not a curated record.
CAUCAGCGGGUCGCAGAAACGUCGCGAUCAGUAUCAGAGUGAACACUCUCGGCGGCGUUGAAACGAUCGUCAAAAACGUUGACACCUCAAUCUCGAAUCUCGAACAAGUACUGUUGCUAAAAUCUUGGGUGACUCGCGAAAUUACACGCGGAGCCUAAAUCCACAUCACAUAUCGCACGUGAUACGCGUGUUUUGGUCCUGAUGGGCGUUCGGCGGGCCUCAAACUUCAAACAGAGAAAUCUUUUCGAGAUCACCGUGUUCAGCUAACGAUAAGUAGUUGGCUCGCCUAGAAACUCUCAAAGUAUACCGAAACAGCAGCAUGCUUGACGUGAACCGUACUUUGGUAUACUCUGGUACCCUUAUGCAAGCUUCACGUCGCACCAGCAGCGCUCACCAAAAGCGCUUAAAGCAAAUUGGAACUGGCCUUGUACAUCUAGCUUGGCGCCAAAAAUACGUCAUUGUUGCAACCAUUCUGUUUCUCUUCGGUCUCUACGUCAUUGUGUCGAAAACUUCGGUCACAGAACCGUUACCCAGUUAUGAGGACGACUUCUUCAUCGCGACUAUUGGCCAGCAAGUCGAAAAAAGCAACUACAACAACAAGAGCAUUUCCAUGUUUGAUCCUGGACUUUUAGAGGAGAUGCGGAAAAAGUGGAUAGUAAAUAGAUACAACGCAUCGUUGCCUUACAAUCUCGAUAACCCAGAAGUGAUCGACCCAUCGAUGGGACAAGCAGCGAAAAUCAAUGAGGUUUUCAAAAACAUGACAAAUGGGUUUUUUAUAGAAUGCGGUGCUUACGACGGUCAGACCAGAAGCAACACUUUGUUCUUCGAAAGAUACUUGAACUGGACUGGUAUUCUCAUCGAGGCUGAUCCCAUCAACUACCGUAAACUGCAGCAGAAAAAUAGAAAGGCAUACUUAUCCAACACUUGUCUUAGUACUAAAAAAUAUCCUAUGCUGGGAACUUUUCUGAUGGCUGAUAACAUCGGUCGGUUACACAAGGAACACGGUACUGAUGAAGAAGGCUUGGAAAACACUCCAGACGUGGCCCAUCACGGUGAGCAUAUCAAAAUACAGUGCUUACCAUUGGCAUCUUACGUCGCAGCGCUCGACUUCAAACGAGUAGAUUACUUCAGUUUGGAUAUCGAGGGACAAGAGUUAGAAGUUCUGGAAACGAUUCCUUUUGACAAGAUAGAUAUAAAGACUCUUUCCGUCGAAUACAUUCACGGCGACAAUAGUCUUGAGCUUAUGUCGUCAAUGAUGGCAAAACGAGGGUACGAUGUUAUCGGCUUGGUAACGCACGAGAACAAUCUUGCAAAUGAUUUAAUAUUUGCAAAAAAGGGGUUUAAAGAGUCGUUGCACUGAGCAUGGCCAAAGAUUGAGUUUAUUGCGCUUUCGCAGACAAGUUCGUAGCUUUUAACUAGUCUCGAACACGUCGAAAAUUUACUACAGUGUUAUAUCACUCAAGAAAAAUUGGACAUUCAAUGGAUCCGGUUUGACUGGAGUGUUCAGAAGAUUCCGAUUGUUAUUGCAGAACCUUUCUGAUUAUCUCAUUCCUACAUGACGAGUAUUGAUAGUCGUAUAAGCAGAUGUACAUACAUGUAACUCGACUCAAUUUACUUUACUAUUGAAUCUCGCACAAGGAUUGUAUGUAUAUCUAAAAUGAACGCUUUUACGAUUUCCCAUAGUUAGGAUAGAUUUUUACUAUUUUAGGGUAACCGUAAUUGCGAUUGACGAAUAAAAGUAAAUUAACGUUCCUGAGACAUGACUGGAGUGUAAAAUCUUGAUGAAAUUAGCCUGGAAAAAGACCAAGAACAAUUUUUCACUUAAAUGUGCCUGUUUCACUGUUGGGUAAUCAAAUUACAAAAAUAAUACCUCGUUUUUUCGAUUUUAGCUAUAAAUUAAAAAAAUUGUUGUAAGAGAAAAUAUAUUUGUGAAUUGCAGUGGCCUUGCAAUAGAGAUUAUUAAUAGAGAUAUAUCGCGUUUAUUCAGUGAUAUAAUCAGUACAGCAACAGGUUUGUUGUAAGAAUAUCUUAUUUUAAUAUAUCUAUUUAUAUUUUGAGAAUAACUGUAUACUGAUGAAUAAAAGCGAAGGCUUGUUAUUGAAUGCUCUGAAACGUGAGUUUGUAUAUUACUUGAAUUAUGGUAUAAUCGAUCACAGACAUGUGUAAAUGCGCUUU